Molecule: messenger RNA, 3941 nt
Organism: Salvelinus fontinalis (brook trout)
Lineage: Eukaryota; Metazoa; Chordata; Actinopteri; Salmoniformes; Salmonidae
Product: C-type lectin domain family 4 member M-like
Exons: 6
Coding region: 275-1489 (404 amino acids)
Molecular function (GO): signaling receptor activity
Source: RefSeq, a predicted model, not a curated record
GUCAUCAGAGAGGUACCAAUGGAGACGCAUAUCUGAGUAACUACUCAACUACUAGUCAUCAUACAGUAGAUAUUACCAUUAGGAGUCAGUUAGAAAGGUAAUCACACAGUAGAUAUUACCAUUAGGAGUCAGUUAGAAAGGUAACUAUACAGGAAGUUAAUAGUAUAAGUAAAUGCUAAAAUAAUUGAUACUACAAGAAGAGGUCAAAUAGACUGAAUUAGUUGAUUCAUUGAUUGAUUGGUGUAAUCAUUGAUAUUCGCUACAUUUAGUUAAGAUGGCCAACUACGUCAACAAACAGGUGAUUGAAUUAAAUGAAGUUAUUGAAGAAAACCGGAACAGAGCAAUGAGUAGCGUGAAGAGUGAGACCCAACUCUCAGAUGGAAGACUAAGACUCUACAGGCUGGCUGCUGUGUGUUUAGGAGUGCUGUGUGUUCUACAAGUCAUUCUCAACAUCUCCCUGAGACUGGCUUUCUCCAGUUCUAACGAAGAGAGAAACCAGUUAGAGACCUGUUAUAACACCACCGGCCUUCCGCAAGACAGAGACCAGCCAGACACCAGUAGUCGUAUCAUUGACCUGUGUACAGACAGAGACCAGCUGCAGAGGGAGAGAGACCAGCUGCAGAGGGAGAGAGACCAGUUACUGAGGGACAGAGACCAGCCAGAUACCAGUAGUCGUAUUAUUGACCUGUUUACAGACAGAGACCAGCUGCAGAAGGAGAGAGACCAGUGUCGGAAUGACAUGAACCAGCUAGAGAGGGAGAGAAACCAGUUACUGAGGGGCAGAGACCAGUCAGUUACCAGUAAUGGUAUCAUUGACCUGUGUACAGACAGAGACCAGUUGCAGGAGGAGAUAGACCAGUGUAGAAAUAACAUGAACCAGCUAGAGAGGGAGAGAAGCCAGUUACUGAGGGACAGAGACCAGUCAGAGAAUACAGAUAACAAAAACCAGUUACAGGAGCGUUACAAUGCCCUGACUAAAGACAGGGACAUGUUGAGAAACAGGGUCAGUGUUCUGACCAAUGUGAAGGUGGCGCUGGAGAAGAGGCUGUCUGAGCAUGGUAUUAACAUUUGUAGGAAAAUCAGGAGAACUUGUCCAGACGGUUGGAGGCUGUGGGGAUCCAGCUGUUACUUCCUGUCUACUGAGAUGAAAACCUGGGAGGAGAGCAGACUGGACUGUCUGAACAGAGGAGCAUACCUGGUGAUCAUAAACAGUGAUAUGGAACAGGAGUUUCUCUUUCGCCUCAAUAAGAGAGCCUGGAUUGGUCUGACUGACUCUGUUACUGAGGGGACCUGGAAAUGGGUGGACGGCACCCCACUAACCACCUCAAGUUACUGGCACACACAGCAGCCUGAUAAUGGUGGUGACAACCCAGCAAAUGGGGAGGAGGACUGUGUUGAGCUGAACACAGAAACAUGGCGUCCUGUAAAGGCAUGGAAUGACCAGUCAUGUGAAGACAAUCGUUACUGGAUUUGUGAGAAAAGGGUUUAACAUCACCAUGACAACAGAGGAGGCUGGUGGGAGGGCAUGCUGGCUCAUUGUAAUUGCUGGAAUGCAAUUUAUGGACCGGUAUCAAACGCAUUAAGCAUAUAUAAAACACAUGUUUGACUCCGUUCCAUGAAUUCCAUUCCAGCCAUUACAAUGAGCCUGUCCUCCUAUAGCUCCUCCCACCAGCCUCUUCUACACGACACCAUACUGUAACACAGAUACAGAUACCUGCGUGGCCGAAAUGAAGCGGCUUGCACUCUGGGCCUCGCACGCUAGCAGUGAAAAUUUUGCAGAAACAUAACACUGUUUCAUAUCUUACUGCUUUCUUCAGUGCGCUGUGCUCUCCUGACACCAAAUAAUCAACACUUUUUAAUAUGAAUUCAAUGAAUUGGUGAUUGCAUUGUCUGUGUAUCUAUUAGUGCAGAAAGCAAAUUGAAGUGGGUCUAGGGUGUCAGGUAAGGUAGAGGUGAUAUGAUCCUUGACUAGUCUCUCAAAGCACUUCAUGAUGACAGAAGUGAGUGCUACGGGGCGAUAGUCAUUUAGUUCAGCUACCUUUGUUUUCUUGGGUACAGGAACAAUGGUGGCCAUCUUGAAGCAUGUAGGGACAGCAGGCUGGGAUAGGGAGAGAUUGAAUAUGUCCGUAAACACACCAGCCAGCUGGUCUGAACCAGUACCGUAGCAAUAUGGAUUGUUGUGAACACACAGAGAGAGAGCGAGAGAGAGAGAGAGCGAGAGAGAGAGAAGCAAUAUGAAGUAUUCUGAACACACGAUAUGAGGAACAAGAGAACUGGCAAAUAAUGUUUAAGGUAAAAUUUGAUAACUUCUGUUCCUUAAUGAUAAUAGCAGUUCACUCAAUCUUAAGCCCGAUGAACAUUCAACUGUCAACUGUGACUUAAAUGAAGAUCAGGUCAAAUUUCAUGACGAAUUUAUGCAGAAGUCCAGGUAAUUCCAAAGGGUUCACAUACUUUUUCUUGCCACUGUAUCACGAACCACAAUAUCUUUGCUGUCUCUCUGUUCUCCUGAACUCUCCUCUGUCUGUCUUGUGGACCUCUGUCUCUCUGUUCUCCUGUACUCUCCUCUGUCUGUCUUGUGGACCUCUGUCUCUCUGUUCUCCUGUACUCUCCUCUGUCUGUCUUGUGGACCUCUGUCUCUCUGUUCUCCUGUACUCUCCUCUGUCUGUCUUGUGGACCUCUGUCUCUCUGUUCUCCUGUACUCUCCUCUGUCUGUCUUGUGGACCUCUGUCUCUCUGUUCUCCUGAACUCUCCUCUGUCUGUCUUGUGGACCUCUGUCUCUCUGUUCUCCUGAACUCUCCUCUGUCUGUCUUGUGGACCUCUGUCUCUCUAUGUAGAUGCAGAAUAGUAUCAGUUCAUUUGCCAUUGUAUUUUAAACACACAUACAUACAAAAUCCAUGCACUUAGUCCUGCAAUUAGAACCCCUGUCUCUGUGUUUGCUGAGCAGCAUCUCUCACCCUCUUUCUCAAGAAGACAUUCUGUAUGUCCAUCUUCUAUAAAUUGGAAAAACAAUGUUACCGCAGCUUUCCAGCUUUGUUUUUUCAACAUAUAAUUGAGCUGACGUUACCAAAAGUAGCUAGCGUCAUGUUGGUCAUCGAUGACCCUCAGGUUAGCUAGCUAGCUUUAAUAGCAAUGUUUUGUGUAUUUGGACAGUAAUUGACUAGACAGUAAUUGGUUAGUUAGUGAUAAUAUUCGGGUGGUAAACAGAGCUCCAGGAGUUGGAUUUAUUGUCCAGUGUCCAAAAAGCUAAUCCGGGUUGUCCCUAACAUUAGUUAGCUAGCUUAACGUAAUCUGUCAGUGCAGCUUUUGAGUCAACAUGUUGAAUUGUAGCUAAAUUACUUGUAACUGGCUUAUUGUGAGGUCAAUAACUCUGAAUAGCCUCAUCACGGGCUAACAAAAGUAGCUAGCUAUAGUAGUAGCAAGCUAAGAAAGUUUACCUCUGGUUCUCUUUCUCAUCUUUGUACACUCUCCCUCAGAAUGAACAGAUGCCCGACAAAAUAUGAAUUAUUUGGACGAAUCAAAAAUGACUUUGAAAACAACUUUGACUCCAUGGUACACAGAAAUGCUGGUUUUAGGCAGCACUAAAAAAGGCAGGCCAGGGCUCAUGAUUGGAGUAUUUAUUGCAGUGUGUAAUGCAGUGUAACCUAGUUUGCUGUACAGCCUCCCAGCAGGGCGAAAGACUCGGGGCUGAGCCAAAAUCCUUCAGGGCAAUGCCCACAAAAGCCCAGUUCUAGUUGCGUCAAUUUUCUCUCUAGUUUAAGAGUGUGUAGACAUACUGUAAUCUGUAAACUGCUUACAUUCAAUGUUUUUAAUAUAAACAUGUUAUGUGAUUUGCCAUAAGCUAGUGAUUCUUCCAUGAUCAAUUAUUGCAUAAAUUGCUUUAAUAAGAACUAAGGCACAGAUUAAUAAAUAAAGGAAAAAUGUCCUUUAACAAGGUCUACCAG